Cyclospora cayetanensis is the source of this 570-nucleotide messenger RNA. RefSeq names its product cilia- and flagella-associated protein 20-like. The transcript is spliced from 4 exons. Gene Ontology annotation, cellular component: motile cilium; ciliary basal body. Gene Ontology annotation, biological process: regulation of cilium beat frequency involved in ciliary motility; positive regulation of cell motility; cilium assembly. NCBI's taxonomy places the organism in Eukaryota, Apicomplexa, Conoidasida, Eucoccidiorida, Eimeriidae. The coding region runs from base 1 to 570 and encodes 189 amino acids. The record is from RefSeq and is a predicted model, not a curated record.
AUGUUUGCCAACGCUCUCCAAUCGGGUUUCAUAUCAAUACUUUAUAGCAUUGGCUCGCACCCCCUGCAACUGUGGGAUAAAGCAGUCCAAAAUGGCCACAUCAAACGAGUAACUGACGAGGAGAUUCAGUCCUUUGUUGUUGAAAUCCUUGGCGCAAAUGUGUCGACAACUUUUAUUACUUGCCCUCUGUACAAAGGCUCGCUCGGGAUCAAGCUACCUAUACUUGUCAUGAUUGUGAAAAAUAUGAAAAAAUACUUUACCUUCGAAGUGCAGAUUCUGGAUGACCAAAACGUCCGCAGACGAUUUCGGGCAUCGAACUAUCAAAGCGCCACAAGAGUACAGCCUUUCGUAUGCACGAUGCCGCUGCGCCUGGAUGAGGGUUGGAAUCAGGUACAAUUCAACCUCGCAGACUUCACACGGAGAGCCUAUGGAACAAAAUUCGUGGAGUGCGUGAAAGUGCAACUCCAUGCAAACUGUCGGAUCCGAAGAAUUUUCUUCUCGGACAGAUUUUACUCUGAAGAAGAGCUGCCCCCCGAGUACAAACUAUUCAUUCCAAGCAGCAGGCACUAA